Messenger RNA from Sesamum indicum (sesame), 1293 nucleotides. RefSeq names its product U-box domain-containing protein 45. Lineage: Eukaryota; Viridiplantae; Streptophyta; Magnoliopsida; Lamiales; Pedaliaceae. The record is from RefSeq and is a predicted model, not a curated record. Gene Ontology annotation, molecular function: protein binding.
ACAACUUUAAAGGCUGACGCCGAUUUCUUCUAUAUAUGGAAACUCUGAGAUUCAUAUUUCCUAUUUCCAGUUUUAACUGAAAAAGAGAGUGAGGAAUUAGAGCGCAUUGCUUCUUACUCAAACAACCCAAAAAGCAACAACCCCCUUGCAAUUGCAUCCUCUACAAGCCACUCCCCAUUAUAAUUCCACUUCACUCUUUUCAUACACAACAAGAAGCAGAGCAAUGGCAGAAGAAGCAGCCCUUGAGUUUGGUGAAAGAGAAGCUCAGAUUUCGGCUGCCAGAGAUGUGGGCAAACUCAGCAGCAAGCAGAAGCAAAUAUUAGCUGAAAAGGGACUCAUUUCUCAAUUGGUUUUCAUGCUUCAUACCCAGGAUUAUCAAUCUGUUGAAGCUGCUCUCUUUGCUCUCCUCAAUCUUGCCUUUGGCAGUGAAAGGAACAAACUUCGCAUAGUAAAAUCUGGGGCUAUACCACCAAUAUUAAAGAUCCUCCAAUGCCGGAACGAGUCGUUGCUCCAACUCGCACUCGCCGCCCUCUUGGUCCUCUCUUCUUGCUCUGGAAAUAAGCCUGAAAUCGCAUCUUCCGGUGCUGUUCAACUUCUUAUCCACCUUUUGGCCUCGGAGUUUCCCAUUGGCCAAAGCAUCAGCCAUCAGGCCAAGCUUGAUAUCAUAUCCACGCUACACAAUCUCUCAAGUUCCCCCCAGAUCAUCCCCUCAAUCGUUCUUUCCGGUGGCUUAAUCUCUCUAAUACAACUUAUUCACGAGUCCGAUAAAUCAUCCGACAUAGCAGAGAAGGCGAUGGCGUUGCUACAAUCAAUCAUUUCUUCCUCAGACAUUGCCUUAAAUCAGGUUUCUGAAAUGGGCGGGGCGACCAGGGUGCUGGUGGAGGCCGUAGAGGACGGGACUGGGCAGUGCAAAGAGCACGCGGUGGGAAUUCUUGAGCAGAUAUGCAGAAGCUGCGGAGAGAGAUACAGAGGGAUGAUUCUGAGAGAAGGGGCAAUGCCAGGGCUCCUCCAGCUUAGCGUUGAUGGAUCACGUCAGGCUAGAGAGAAGGCAAAAGAUUUGCUUUUACUGCUUAGAGAUUGCUCUCGCGGUGGAUCGUCGAGGGUUAAGCAGUCCAAGAGAGUUUUGUUUGAAGAGGUUAUGAGACAGAUUGAUGGAGGUGGGAGAGCUGGAACUUCUAUUCAGCUGGUAGAGGAGAUGAUUGCCAAACUUAGGACAUGAUUUUCUUUUAUUUUAGUUCUACAUCAUGGUUUAUAUUUGCCUUAAACUAUGAUAUAUAGGUUUUGGUCUUCGGU